Molecule: messenger RNA, 4653 nt
Organism: Oncorhynchus gorbuscha (pink salmon)
Lineage: Eukaryota; Metazoa; Chordata; Actinopteri; Salmoniformes; Salmonidae
Product: pleckstrin homology domain-containing family A member 7-like
Exons: 28
Coding region: 123-4154 (1343 amino acids)
Molecular function (GO): protein binding
Source: RefSeq, a predicted model, not a curated record
GAGUAGCCUAGCUGACAGCCCUCCCCUUUAUUCGCCUCUUCGCCCUGGCGGUGAUCAUUGGAUUUUGAGUGCCCUGGAGAACUCCACGAAGAGGGAAUGAAAUAGGACUUCAUACCAGGAUCAUGGCGGCGCCGCUCGGGCGGGAGACCUUACCUGAGCACUGGUCCUACGGUGUCUGCGGAGAUGGCAGGGUGUUUUUCAUUCACGAUGAAACGAACACGACUGCUUGGCUCCAUCCGAAAACGGGCGAACCUGUCAAUUCCGGACACAUGAUACGGUCAGAUUUACCUCGAGGAUGGGAAGAGGGUUUCACGGACGAAGGGGCCAUCUACUUCAUAAACCAUAACCAGAGGACCACGACGUUCCGGCACCCCGUGACGGGACAGGUGUCUCAGGAGAACGUUGGUUUUAUCCUCCAAGAAAUGCCCGGCGGCCGCAUGUCAAACCCCCAGCAAGCCGACUUGAGGCCCUCCAGCACCAUCAGCGAGGCUUCCACCGCCGUCACCACCUCCACCGUGGACACCACCUCAGGGUCAAAGGGAUCCAGGUCCAGUGGGAGGGUGCACAGUUUUGGGAAGCGAGAGCAGUCCAUCAAGAGGAACCCCAAUGUCCCCGUGGUGGUGAGAGGAUGGCUCUACAAACAGGACGGCUCUGGAAUGAGGCUUUGGAAGAGGAAGUGGUUUGUGCUGGCUGACUACUGUCUGUUCUACUAUAAAGACAGCAGGGAGGAGUCAGUCCUGGGUAGUAUUCCUCUGCCCAGCUAUGUCGUCUCAGCCGUGGAGCCUGAGGACCACAUCAGCCGCAAGUACGCCUUCAAGGCCAACCACACGGGCAUGCGCUCGUACAUUUACAACCGGAGCACUGUGAUUGACUCGCAGGCGGAGCACGGCGGCAUGCGGACGUACUUCUUCAGCGCCGACACGCAGGAGGACGUGAACGGCUGGGUGAAGGCCAUGAACCAGGCGGCGCUGAUGCAGAACCAAACCGACAGCCUCAAGAGGCCGUCGGAAACAUCGGAGAAAUCGGAAAUGCCCAAUACGUCGGAACGCAAGGGGUUCCCCCAAACCAACCACGUCGACAACUACACAAAGACCUCACGCGAACCCCGAGCCGACCCCCAUCUCCAUAGCGAUGGAGUGGUCCUCGAACCUGCUGAUAUCCGAGAAACCGAGGAGCGCCGUAGCUUCCGGAACGACCCACUCAAUCCCAUCACUUCCAAGAUUCCUUCCCUCGGUGGCGGAAGCGUGGAAAUUGAAAUGGACGCCGUCCCUCCAAACAGUCUCCCUCCCCUUCCCUCCCUAACUCCUGACUCCACCUCCGCACCCACAUCCGCGCCCCCGUCCAGGGUGCCAUCGCGCGCCCCGUCGCGCGGCGCCUUCACCCUGCCCCCCGGGGCCUGUCUGAGGAACGGGACACCCACUCCAGAACCCAACGGGAUGGGGACGGGGACAUACCAGAGGGCCACGCUGACCCCCCAGGUGGUUGACACUCAAAGGCAGGUGCAGAGGAGGAGCGCCCUGGAGCAGGUGGAGCACUGGGUCAAGGUGCAGAAGGCCGAGCACAAAGGCCCCUCCUCAAGAGGGGGCACCCUCCCCCGUCACAGCCCCCCGACCGCCGCGCGCCAAGGGGAGUACAAAUACGCACAGGACCGCCUCAGCCACUUCCGACUCGGACCCUCAGACCCCCAGGGUACCGGCGCCAGGGACGGGGGUGGAAUCGGUGGGCCUGGCACCGUGUGGCAGCUCUACGAGUGGCAGCAGCGCCACCAGUUCCGCCACGGCAGUCCCACUGCCCCCCUCUACACACCUGCCCCGGACUAUCCCUUCGGGCCCAGGCCCCCCUCCACGGUGCCCCCCUCGGCCCCGCGACCCAGUUCUGAGGUUCCCCGCUGUGUGUCGGUGCCCCCAGACCCCUCCGAUAUCCUCCCACCGGGCCCCCAGAGCUCCAGGGCCCUGUCCCCGCCACGGAGGCCCCACACACCCGCUAACCGGGUGGUGGUAAUGCCCCAGGGGGGGAGAGAUGCACUGGACAUGCCGGUGGCUGGGUCCCCACGAAGAGCCAAGUCUCAACUACUCAAGGCUGCCACCAUCGAGAGACGGUCCAUGCCUCCCUCCAACUACAUCACACACACGGUCAGCGCGCCCAGCCUUCACGGGAAAACGGUUGACGAUACGUACAUGCAACUGAAGAAAGACCUGGAGUAUCUAGACUUGAAGGUGGUUGGAAGUCAGACGUUGAAAGAAGCAACGAGACCCGUCAGAGUAGCCGAGAGUGACGUGGAUGUGAAACUCAGCCGGUUAUGUGAGCAGGACAAGACCCUGAAGGAACUGGAGGUCCGGAUCUGCUCACUAAAGGAGGAUAAGGACAAGCUGGAGUCGGUGCUGGACGUGUCCCACCAACAGAUGGAGCUGUACAGAGACCAGGCAGCCCACCUGGAGAAGAUAGCCUACCAGCAGAGACUCCUACAGGAGGACGUGGUGCACAUCAGGGCCGAGAUCUCCAGCGCGUCCACGGAGAUGGCCCGGGCCUGGGAGGACUACAGCAGGCUGGAGAGCUCUGUGGAGCAGUUGAGGGCCGUGCUAGAGGCACACAUGAACCACAGCGCCACCCCUCAGCAGGAGAAAGCCGAGAUAAAGCGGGAGCUGUGGAGGAUAGAGGACGUGAUGGCAGGACUGAGCUCCAGCAAAGCCAACUACAAGAUCACAAUCGACUCAGUGCAGAACCCAGAGAGGAAACUAGUGGCUUCAGUGCCGGACCCUGCAGUGCCUUCGCAGAGCGCGACGCCCCCCGUAGGGGAGGUUAGGCCCCCUCCUCGCAGCUCCUACACGCUGCCUCACAACCCCGUGCCAAAAUGGGCAGAAGAUGAGGCUCCUCCCAGACCACCCCUGCCCUGCCUCUACGAUUAUGAAGACCCGCCCCCCGCCAUCCCACCCCUCCCCAAAGAGGCGUCGGUGGUAGUACGACACACGUCGGUUCGCGGGCUCAAGCGCCAGUCGGACGAGAGGAAGAGGGACCGAGAGAGCGGAGGGUGUGUCAACGGGGACUUUAAAGUGGAGCUGCGGUCAUACCUGAGUGAACCAGAACUGCCAGGGACGGGCCAGAGCAGCACAGGGUCUGAGGGGGACUACCAGACCCUCCCAAACAAAGGUCUGUCGGGCUCAUCGCCGAGGCUGAACCAGUCCAGUAACAUCUCCUCCUACGUGACCCUGAGGAAGGGGGGCGGCUGCCUCUGCAGAGAGGGUGAGUCACCAAACAGAGCCUGCUCUGGUCGAAAGGACCACCCCUCCGUUGGCGACUUCUGGCUGUCAGAGGCUCGACAAAACCUACCGGUCAAACCUACCGGCCUUUACACAUACACUACAAACACCACCGAGCUGUGGAGCGAGAGACCCAAGAGUGCUUUGGAGCAGCUGUACUCCUCUGGCCAGCAGCCCCAGCCUCUGGCCCAGGCCCCCCGGGGCCGCAUGAGCGCAGAGGAGCAGCUGGAGCGCAUGAAGAGGCACCAGAGGGCCCUGGUGCGCGAGCGCAAGAGGAACCUCAGCCAGGGAGAACGCCACUCCAACACUGCUCAUCGUACCUCCUCCUCCACCAGGGCUCUCUCCUCCACUGACCUGGGCUCAUGGAGGCGAGAGCAGCAGGACUUUGAUUUGCAGCUGGUGCAGAAAGCUCAGGUGGAAGAGCGACAGGUUGCCGAGGGCCAGAGCGACGAGGGGCGGAGCGAGCUGAAGGAAAGGGAGAGGAUCCAAUCAGACGAGUGGCUCUCGGUGAUGGCCAUGCCCACGAUUGCCACACCCAUGAGGGAGACGGACAUGGAGCCCCUCGACUAUGACCUGGAUCUCAGUCGUGAGCUUUCCAAGCCCCAAAAGGUGUCUAUCCCAGAGCGCUAUGUGGAGUCGGACCCCGAGGAGCCUCUGAGUCAGGAGGAGAUGGAGGAUCGUCAACGCAGAGCAAAACGCGUCAAAAACAUCCUGGCCAAAUACAAUUUUCAGAACAUACACCCGUCGUCUGGCGCGUCUGUCCCACUGAACUUCACUGAUUUGGACAUCGCCAUGCAGCAGCAGGAGAGGAUCAUGACUGUGUCCCACGCCUUGGCCUCGGAAGCCUCCGUUAAGAGCAAGCAGUUCACAGCCAAAGCUCAGCUGAGCUCUGACUGACCGUUGACUCAGACGCCAAGGCACCAACAGGACCUCCGUGUGGAUGAAAAUUGUUUGGAGUUCACUGACAAAAGUGAAGUGAUUUUGUAUUAGGCUUUUUAUUAGAGCUAAAACGAGAUGUUUUGAAGAACCAAAAAGAGUUAUUUGAAACUACACUGCGUGUACCUAAUGUUAAGGUUUAAUUGGAGUUGUUUUUACAUGCUUUUGCACUUUUAUCGCGUGUUGUGUGAAAUUAUUAACACCUACUAGUUUUUGCAAUAGAGUAAUUAGCUGUUUUUUUUUGCAGUGUGGUCUAUUUUCAACAGAAAUGUAAGUUCAAAGCAAUGUUUUCUAAGGUCACAGAUAGGGAAAUGUAUUUAUUUUGAGUAAUUAAAGAAUCUUGCACCAAAUAACUUUUUGUAGCUCAGCAAUGCCACCUAAUGCUUUGGCCAAUCAACUGUAUCAUUUAAAAAGGAAAGAAACAUACUGGUGUUUUAUUGAAAUAAAGGUUUUAACAAAA